GUAGAGUGGGGGGGAGGCCGUGCUCUCUCACACACACACUUGUGAAGCAGAAUCAGGAAGUCAGAGGGAAAACACACAGACAUGUUUGAUCACGAUGACAUGACGGAGGGGAGGAGGAGGAACAGGAACAGGGCCUGAAUCUUUUACCUCGUACUACAACACCCACACCACCGAUUCCUCCCCCCCUCCUCCCUCUGCUACGCCCGGCCGGCGCUGCUGAUCAGGCACAUAACAUCCAAUGUCUACACCAACAGACCCGGGUGCCAUGCCUCACCCGGGGCCAUCUCCUGGGCCUGGGCCUUCACCGGGCCCCAUCCUAGGACCUAGUCCAGGACCAGGACCUUCUCCAGGAUCUGUACACAGUAUGAUGGGUCCUAGCCCCGGACCUCCUAGUGUCUCUCACCCACUCUCAAACAUGGGCACAGAUUAUCCACCAGAGGGCAUGCAUCAAAUGCACAAGCCCCCCAUGGAGAGCAUACAUGACAAAGGAAUGUCUGAUGAAAUUCACUGUGCUACUAUGAAAAGCUCAAACAUGAGGCCUCCACAUGCUGGUAUGGGUCCUCCCCAGAGCCCAAUGGAUCAGCACAGUCAAGGGUACAUGUCUCCUCAUCCAUCCCCCUUGGGGGCUUCAGAACAUGUGUCAAGUCCAAUGUCAGGUGGAGGCCCAACACCCCCACAAAUACCACCAGCUCAACCUGGACUCAUGAUACAAGGGGAGCAGCAAGUGAUAAGCCAGCCAAGUCGUGGUCCCUCAGCAUUUAGCCAGGUGCAACUUCACCAGCUUCGUGCACAAAUAUUGGCUUAUAAGAUGUUAGCCAGAGGACAGCCAUUGUCUGAAAAUCUGCAACUAGCUGUACAGGGAAAGAGGACACUGCCCGCAAUGCAGCAACAACCACCACCACAGCAACCGCCUCAAACACAACAGCAGCCACCACCACAACAACCCCUUGGUAAUUACAAACCUCCAGGUAUGGGAAUGCAUACAAUGGGAGUUCCCCCUUCCGGGACAGGACCAGCUCCAGGAAUGGCUGGGCAUGCAGCUAGCAUGGCUCCUAAACCAUGGGCAGAAGGACAAACUACUGAUCUUGGUGUAGCAAGCACUCCUCAGAAACUUGCUGUGCCGCCCCCAAGUGGAAGGCCAUCACCAGCACCACCUACAGCUGCUCCCACUGUUGCUCUGCCAGGUCCAUCAGUUCCCCAGCCAACUCCUGGGCAGCCAGCUCCUAUUGUACAGCUCCAGCAGAAACAGAACCGCAUCAGCCCCAUUCAGAAGCCUCAGGGACUGGAUCCUGUUGAAAUACUACAAGAAAGAGAAUACAGACUUCAAGCUCGUAUUGCCCAUAGGAUCCAGGAACUGGAAAAUUUACCUGGCUCGCUACCGCCUGAUCUGCGAACCAAGGCCACAGUGGAGUUAAAGGCCCUUAGACUUUUAAACUUUCAGCGCCAGUUGAGACAGGAAGUUGUGGCAUGCAUGCGACGGGAUACCACUCUUGAGACUGCUCUGAACUCUAAAGCUUACAAGAGAAGCAAGCGACAAACACUGCGCGAGGCUCGAAUGACUGAAAAGUUGGAGAAGCAGCAAAAGAUCGAACAAGAGAGGAAGCGCAGACAAAAACACCAGGAAUAUCUCAACAGUAUAUUGCAACAUGCAAAAGAUUUUAAGGAGUACCACAGAUCUGUCACUGGCAAAAUACAAAAACUUUCCAAAGCUGUUGCUACAUGGCAUGCGAAUACUGAAAGAGAACAGAAGAAGGAGACUGAACGAAUUGAGAAGGAAAGAAUGAGAAGACUUAUGGCUGAAGAUGAAGAAGGAUACCGAAAACUGAUUGAUCAGAAAAAAGAUCGCCGUCUGGCCUAUCUGCUCCAACAAACUGAUGAGUAUGUAGCAAAUCUCACCAGCUUGGUGUGGGAGCACAAAAAAGCACAAGCUGCCAAGGAGAAAAAGAAGAGGAGAAGAAAGAAGAAGAUUGAAGAGAUCGCUGAAGGAAUUGUAUCUGGCCUUGGCCCUGAUGGAGAGCUUAUAGAUGAAAGCAGUCAGAUGAGCGACCUGCCCGUAAAGGUUAUUCACACAGAAACAGGGAAAGUGCUUCAUGCUCCUGAUGCACCUAAAGCCAGUCAGCUUGAGACAUGGUUGGAGAUGAACCCAGGCUAUGAAGUUGCUCCUAGAUCUGAUAGUGAAGGAAGCAGCUCAGAAUAUGAAGAAGAGGAUGAAGAUGAAGAGUCUAGCAGAUUGGAAUUGGAUGAAAAAAGGAGUGCUGAACUGAUCCAGAGCCUUGCAGAACACAGCGCUAAGCACAUCAUUGAGACUGCAAAGCAGGAUGUGGACGAUGAAUAUAGUAUGCAGACAGAUGAACAACAAUUACAAUCUUACUAUGGAGUGGCUCAUGCCGUUACAGAGAGGGUGGAAAAACAAUCCUCCCUCCUUAUCAAUGGUUCUCUUAAGCAUUACCAGGUUCAGGGUUUGGAAUGGAUGGUUUCUCUAUAUAACAACAAUUUAAAUGGAAUUCUAGCUGAUGAAAUGGGGCUUGGAAAGACAAUUCAGACUAUUGCGCUCAUAACAUAUCUGAUGGAGCACAAGAGGCUUAAUGGUCCCUAUCUCAUUAUUGUUCCACUCUCGACAUUAUCCAACUGGCAAUAUGAGUUUGAUAAAUGGGCUCCUUCUGUGGUUAAAAUCGCAUACAAGGGAACGCCGGCUAUGAGACGGGGUCUGGUGCCACAGCUUAGAAGUGGAAAAUUUAAUGUCCUUUUGACCACCUAUGAAUACAUCAUAAAAGACAAGCACAUCCUUGCUAAAAUCCGAUGGAAGUACAUGAUUGUCGAUGAAGGACAUCGGAUGAAAAAUCAUCACUGCAAGUUAACCCAGGUGUUAAACACGCAUUAUGUUGCUCCAAGGCGAAUCUUGCUAACAGGCACCCCACUGCAGAACAAAUUACCAGAGCUUUGGGCCCUUCUGAAUUUCUUGUUGCCUACCAUCUUCAAAAGCUGCAGCACCUUUGAGCAGUGGUUUAAUGCUCCUUUUGCCAUGACUGGAGAGAGGGUGGAUUUAAAUGAAGAAGAAACUAUAUUGAUCAUCCGCCGUCUGCAUAAAGUGUUGCGGCCAUUUUUGCUGAGACGAUUGAAGAAAGAAGUUGAGUCGCAGCUGCCAGAAAAGGUUGAAUAUGUAAUUAAAUGUGACAUGUCGGCUCUCCAAAAGGUCCUUUACCGCCACAUGCAAGGAAAAGGUAUUCUCCUCACCGAUGGAUCUGAAAAAGAUAAGAAGGGUAAAGGUGGCGCAAAAACACUUAUGAAUACCAUCAUGCAGUUAAGAAAGAUCUGCAAUCACCCCUUCAUAUUCCAGCACAUCGAGGAAUCCUUUGCCGAACAUCUGGGAUAUGCUAAUGGUAUCAUCAACGGGCCUGACUUGUACAGAACUUCAGGAAAGUUUGAGUUGCUUGAUCGAAUUUUACCAAAGCUCAGAGUCACAAAUCAUCGUGUUCUGCUUUUCUGUCAGAUGACAUCUCUCAUGACUAUAAUGGAAGAUUACUUUGCUUUUCGGGGCUUUCUUUACCUUCGCCUUGAUGGUACUACAAAGUCAGAAGACAGAGCUGCAUUACUGAAAAGAUUUAAUGAAGAAGGUUCAAAGUUCUUCAUCUUCUUGCUGAGUACUAGGGCUGGAGGUUUGGGACUAAACCUGCAGGCUGCAGAUACAGUCGUCAUUUUUGACAGUGACUGGAAUCCUCAUCAGGACUUACAAGCACAGGACAGAGCGCAUAGGAUUGGUCAGCAGAAUGAAGUGCGCGUGUUGCGUCUGUGCACUGUAAAUAGUGUGGAGGAGAAGAUUCUUGCAGCUGCCAAGUACAAACUGAAUGUUGAUCAAAAGGUUAUUCAGGCCGGGAUGUUUGAUCAGAAAUCCUCAAGCCAUGAAAGGAGAGCAUUUCUUCAGGCCAUUCUGGAACAUGAAGAGCAGAAUGAGGAGUUGUUUUCCGAAGGAAAGAGUAAAGAUAUUCUUGCUGGGAGCCAAAAGAAAGAUGAACUUUCAGGAGAUAAUUGCCAAGAAGGUGCCAGCCAGGAGGAAGAUGAGGUUCCUGAUGAUGAAACUCUAAACCAGAUGAUUGCACGGCAUGAAGAGGAGUUUGAGCUUUUCAUGCGUAUGGAUCUAGAUCGCCGCAGGGAAGAUGCCCGAAAUCCAAACCGUAAGCCACGUUUGAUGGAAGAAGAUGAUCUUCCCUCUUGGAUCAUCAAGGAUGAUGCUGAAGUUGAACGUCUCACUUGUGAAGAAGAGGAGGAGAAAAUAUUUGGCAGAGGAUCGCGCCAUCGGAGGGAUGUAGAUUAUAGUGACGCCCUUACAGACAAACAGUGGCUCAGAGCAAUCGAGGACGGGAAUUUGGAGGAAAUGGAAGAGGAAGUCCGGCUGAAAAAGCGCAAGAGGCGAAGACAUGUGGAUAAAGAGGUGGUGGUUGUUGUGAAAGAAGAUGGUGAAAAGAAAGAGAAAAAGAGAAGGGGGCGACCUCCUGCUGAAAAGUUGUCACCAAAUCCACCAAAGCUGACCAAACAGAUGAAUGCUAUAGUUGAUACUGUAAUAAACUAUAAAGAUAGCUCUGGACGACAGCUAAGUGAAGUCUUCAUCCAGCUUCCCUCCAGAAAAGAACUGCCAGAGUAUUAUGAAUUAAUCCGUAAACCUGUUGACUUCAAAAAAAUAAAGGAAAGAAUUCGUAAUCACAAAUAUAGAAGUGUAAGUGACUUGGAGAAGGAUAUCAUGUUGCUUUGUCACAACGCACAGACAUUUAACCUAGAAGGAUCACAGAUAUAUGAAGAUUCAAUUGUGCUACAAUCGGUCUUCAAGAGUGCAAGACAAAAGAUUGCAAAAGAGGAGGAAAGUGAAGAUGACAGCAAUGAAGAUGACGAUGAGGAUGAUGAAGAUGAAUCCGAAUCUGAGUCAAAAUCUGUGAAGGUGAAAAUCAAGUUAAAUAAGAAGGACGAAAAGAAUCGAGAUAAGGGAAAAGGGAAAAAGCGACUGAGUCGAGGGAAAGCCAAACCAGUUGUCAGUGAUUAUGACAGUGAUGACGAUCUAGACGAUAAUGAUCAAUCUGAUGUAACCGGAAGCGACGAUGAGUGAUACACAAGUAACCUGUUUUCUUGGCGAAGUUUGUCAUUUUCUAGUUUCAACUCAUCCAAUGUUUUUUUGGGUUUUUUUUCUAAUAAAAAUGAGAAAAUACACAAUGGGGUUGUAUCACUACUCAUCAUCUAGAAGGAACGUUAGACUAGUGUCAGACAUACAUGAUCUCGUCGUGUUCAAAAAAAAAAAAAAAGAUUUUUGUAACAUUGUCACCAAAAUGGGCCUGCAAUAUGAAGCAAGUGUCACAUUUUUAAAGAAAAACUGUGGAUUGUUAGUACAUUUCUGUAGGUGGACAUUUAGCUGGGUCCCCUGUACCUGGUUUCCUAUGCUAUGGUGCAGCUUACAUCAGUGCAAAGCUGAAAAACAAUUUUUGUAGCAACUUGAACUGGGGCAAACUGAUACAAGUAACUGGUUAUUUUAUUUUUCAUCAGGCAAUUUUAUUGGUUUUAUGUUGCUGUGGUUCAGUAUUUUUAUUUUUUAAUUAUUAUUAUUUUUUUUUUUUCAUUUUUUGAUUAUGGUACAUAUAUGCAACUCUCAUGUACUGAUUAACCUUUUUGCUGCUAGAAGGGCCUUCGGUAUCUUGCUUGGCUUUGGCUCUGCUAGCGCAUAAAGUGUUAAUUUGCUGUUCUUUUCCUAAUGUUUCCUCUCCCAGCCUCUUGUUUUUCCCCACUUUAAACAGAGUUCUAAACUUAUAAACUAUAUGGUUAAAGUAAUGUUUUUUUGUUUUUUUUUGUUGUUUCUAUUACAAUUUCUAUUUGUUAUGAAGAAGUUUGGUUAAACAUGUUAAUUGUUGCAAACUAUAUAUAGUAUAUUGGAAUGCUUUUUUCUCCCUUUCUCCUUUUUCUUUAAACUUUGUUACCAAUGUGGAUAAUCAGCUUUUCCCUGAAGUGUACUUAAUCUUUGCUUUCUUUGCACAAUGUCUUUGGUUGCAAUUCAUAAGCCUGAGGCAAAUAAAAUCCCAGCAAUUUUGAGAAAA
Rana temporaria (common frog) is the source of this 6071-nucleotide messenger RNA. It is a transcript of the gene SMARCA2, whose product is annotated as SWI/SNF related, matrix associated, actin dependent regulator of chromatin, subfamily a, member 2. Gene Ontology annotation, cellular component: RSC-type complex; nucleus. The transcript is spliced from 36 exons. Bases 239 to 5095 code for a protein of 1618 amino acids. NCBI's taxonomy places the organism in Eukaryota, Metazoa, Chordata, Amphibia, Anura, Ranidae. Gene Ontology annotation, molecular function: ATP binding; histone binding; ATP-dependent chromatin remodeler activity. The record is from RefSeq and is a predicted model, not a curated record. Gene Ontology annotation, biological process: positive regulation of transcription by RNA polymerase II; chromatin remodeling.